Messenger RNA from Gryllus bimaculatus (two-spotted cricket), 5101 nucleotides. NCBI's taxonomy places the organism in Eukaryota, Metazoa, Arthropoda, Insecta, Orthoptera, Gryllidae. The record is from the annotation of a GenBank genome assembly.
GUCCGCUUCGUUGCCUUGUCUGUACAUGAUUCUCCGUGAUACUGUGGAGUUCAUACAGUUACCGAUUGUUGCUAGUGUAUUGGAGCUGGAUUCGCAUUGGAGCAUUGAAGCCAGCUGUAAGACACGUUAGAGCAUGCCGACUGUCCGGUUUCUUCGUGCAGAAAAUGCAGUAUGCGAUGUGAUUUAUUAGGUUCUGACCAUCUGGACCUGUGAAAAUUUAUAUAUUCCUUUCAUAAGCAAUUGACGACGGUUUAAAGACUUCAAUAUGGGUGUUAUACUCAGCCGAUUUAGAAAGAAGAAAAGUACUUUGGAAAUUCUAGAAGGCUUAGAAAAGGACAUCAAAUCUAUAGAAGAAUAUGGACAAACAACAGAGAGACAACAUAAGGCCAUUGUGGGUCGUUUGGUGCUAUUUAGUGUGGGAUUGUACGUGUUAAUGGCAGCCUUGUUCUAUUUCUUUUUCUUCCCAGCAUCCAUGUAUGAUCAGAUUCAGUAUGUGAUUCCGUUGCUGCUUUUCCCUUUGAUAAUUGUAUUCGUCAAGCGAUUGGUGUCCUGGUGGUAUAGACGCAAAAUUUCCAGAAACCAAGUGAAACUUGGCGAUAUGAAGAAACAGAAAAAGGAACUACUGGAAGAAGUUAUGGACAAAGAAACAUACAAAGUUGCUCGUCAAAUCUUGGAAAAAUUUGCUCCUGAACAAUUGCGCAAGCCAAGUGCUGCUACUACCAGUUCAGUCCUUGCACGAGCUGGAUUGGAGCCAGGAAAAUUUUCAAACCAACUUGCUCUGAGCCAAAGAAGUGUAGUCCAAAGUACUCAGACAGCAACAUCCGGUACAGAACUACGCCGUCGACCUGUAGGACCUCAAUUAAUUUCAUCAUCAGACCGCUUGCCUCCUCCAAGGCCACUUGGCUCAGCGCCGGGCAGUCCCCGUGUGUCAUCUUCAGGGAUCCUCCCUACCGGACAAAUGAUGACAAGUGAGUCAACUUCAGUGGUCUCCCCAGUUCCUGGAGCAGCUGCAGACUCUAUAGGUACAAUUGCAGCACCUGUGGGUACUGCUACUCCUGCUGCUGUUGCUUCUCCUGCCGCUUCUGCUACUGCUGCCACUGUUAAGCCUGAUGUUGAUUCUGAGGAUGAGGAUGUUGAUGAUAAUAAUGAUAGCAAUGAAGCUGACAAAGACACUUCUGCUGGUGCUGAAGUAGCUGAUAAUAGUGGGGAGAAAGACACAGAGGAAGGGCCUCGAGCAGGAAUGUCUCCAUCGCCCAUGAGGUUGACCCGUCCUAUUCUUCCACGAGAGCGCACGGUGAUGGAUCGUCUUGUUGAGUAUCUUGUUGGUGAUGGAAUUAAUCAAAGAUAUGCCCUUAUAUGUCGCAACUGUUGUUCCCACAAUGGAAUGGCAUUAAAAGAAGAAUUCGAGUAUUUGGCCUUUAGGUGCUGUUACUGUUUUCAUUGGAAUCCAGCACGUAAACAACGACUACAAGCUCCACGCCUGGAUGCUCUACCAUCAUCUGGAAAUACUACUACUUCCUCUUCCCCAGCCGAGUCUAAUACUGAAGAGGAAGAGGAUUCAUCUCCUAAACACAAAACACCUGUACCUCUAGAUGGAAAUGAAAAAGAGAAUAAGUCUGAAUUGCAUGAACGAAAGGCAUCGUCUAGUAGCAGUGAUGGAAUUAUUCCUGCGAAUGCAGAGUCUGCUGAAUCCCCCUCGUCCACUGAAGCUGAGUUUGAAUCUCUGGUGCCUGACUCUACUGCUACCAUCCCUUCUGUUGGAAAUGAUUCUGCAAGUCCAUGAAACCACAUACCUACCAUCUUCUCAUCGAAGUUGUUAGGAUUGCUGUUAUCUUCAAUUGGCUUGAAUGUGAGCUGUAGAGUGACUUCUGAAAUUUCCUCACAAAAGGCAUUAAGUUGUAAAGUUGAACUACCAAAAAUAUACACAGUGUUUCCCGGUUUCUAAACUGCUUUAAAAGUUUCUAAUUGACACUUAAUACUACAUAAAUGUGUAUGCUUGUUGGGAACUAUUAAAAAUAGGUAAUUCUUUAUAUUCAAAGGGUAUGUGCAUGUUUAUUUCUGUUUACUUACUGUAAAAGAAAUUUAUUUCUUUUGAAUGAUAUUGUGGAAGAAUUUAGAUAAUUUGAAGAACAGUACUAUGAUCUAGACUUAGUUCUCAAAAAUGAUAGUAAGAAUGGUAGCAAAAGAACACUCAUGAUGAAUCUUUCAAACAACCAGCGAUGAUGAAUAAUUUGGCUAUAUCAGUAAAAUUAAACAUUUUAUCUAUCAAUGGUCUAUUCACAAUUUAGAAGUAUUAAAUUCAAAAUGUAAGAAAUUACCCCUCUCCCUCUUUUGAAAUGGGUGUUUAUUUUGCAAAUUAUUUCAUUAUGAUAAAUCUUUGUUGCUCUGCAUAAAUAUUACAGAAAUGAAAUUGUGCCUUGUUAAUUAUAAGAUGAGGUACAUAGGUUUGUGUGUGUUUUGCAGUAUCCAUUUUAAGACUUCAAAUAAAAUAAUUAUGGAUUGUAGGGGAACUACAUAGUGGGCAUAUGACAUAUAACCGUUACAAAUUUUGGUAAUUGUAAUUAUGGACUUUGCUAAAUAAAUUAAUAGUAAAAUGCUUCUCUAUGACUAAGAACUUACAAAUUUUAUUUUGUUAAAUUUACAUUUAGAACGUAAAUUAAAUUCACAUUUUAAUUUUAUUAAACUCACAUAGUCUCGGUCUUGGUAAAUAUUGUAAUGGUUUCAGGAAUACUUCAAGGGACAAAACCAUAUUAUCUUUUUGCACUGAUUCUUCUGAGCAUUGACAGAAUAGCUUGGCUGUAUUCAUCUUAUUUUGGUGUAAAAUAGUUGGUCUCUGAGUAAAAUCUUAUCAGGGGAAUAUUUGUCAACAAAACAUGACAAAACAUGACUCAUCAAUGAGAUCCUUUGAGUGUAGGUUGUUACUGUUGAUAAAUUCAGGAUAGUAAGAAAGAAGAUGUAAAUAAUUUACUAAGUGCUGUUCAUCGUUUUCCUUUUAUUAAUAUGUUAGCUAUCAUGCAAGACCAUAUGGUCUUGUAGCGACAUUCAAUUUUUUAGCAGGAGACCAUGUAAGUAGGUCUUGUAAGGAGAUUUAAUUUUUUUUUAGUACAAGACCAUAUUGUCUUGUGUGUUAGCUUGUCUCUUUUAUGAUAAUACUCGCCACUGGUCUCAUUAUAGUACUGACAUUUGUAAAACGUUCCCGUGAGUUCAUAUAGACUCGUACAUUUUUGUAAAUGAAAUUAAUUCUGUGUAAUAUGUAAAUAUUGGUACAAGUUUCAGUGUUCUAGCUUAUACAGAAGUGCAGCAAUUAUCGUUGGCACAGAAACGUAGUACGCGAAAAACCUUUACAGUGAUAUAGUUUAGUGAGAAUUCACUUCGCAGUGAAUGUGUUAAAUAUUUAUUGUCAUUAAAAAAUAUUAAAUUCAUUCUAAACUAUACUUUGCAAUUGCUAAUAUUCGGAAGUCACUAAUUCUUUGUAAUAUGGGAACCGAAGCUUGUAUUAUUAAUUUGUUAAUCACAUUGAUAUUUUUCUCUAUCGCACAUAAAAUGUGUCUUCCGAGAGCAUAUUGAAGGAGUAAGUUCAAGUAUUGUGAUAAAUCGUGAAAAAUUCCAUCCUUUUUAGGAAAAUUGUAUUAAUAUAUAUUUAUUAGAGAAAAUGUGAAUUAUUAUUAGGAGAAUGAUAAAAAGGGCCUGAAAUUUGAUGGGUCUAAAAUGCUCUGAGAAUGUGAAGAGAAAGAAGUUAAAUUUGACGAGAAGUGUUCACUUUAUUUCAGAAUGUAUGAAUUGUAUGGAUUCCAGCUUCACAUGAAUGAAAAACAAUUUUGAAUACCAGCCAUUCUUCAUGAAAAUGACCAUACCCUCCCUCCUCCAUGUAUAUAUUGUUAAAUAUUUUAUGAAUAAUGCUCCAAUAUUUUUUUAUAAUGCAUAACGACCCAUACAAAUCACUGAAGCUCAAAAUACAACAAUGUUAUGCAAUUCAUAAAAAAAUGAGUUUUUUGAACACACACACACACACUCACUCACAAAAAUAAUAUUAAAGAUAAACAUAGUAAUGAGAAACAAUCUAAACUUAGAAUGAGAAAAAAAAUUUAAAUAAUGACAUGAAAUUUCUUAAAAAUUACAUAAAGAAAAAAGCAGUGUACAAUGGUUUAACACAAUUGCAUAUUUAUAAUACGAGACUUGAAUUGGAAUUUGUGUAAAACCUAGCGGAGCUUAUCAUUCGUUAGCUAAAAGAUGAUAUAUUGUAAAAAACUGUCCUAGUGAAGAAUAAAUUUUACAUCAAUUACAUUUAGUCUUAAAUUUAUCAUCCAAAAGGGUUCAUCAAUAGCAUUAAUUAAUAAAAUGUAACUUAUGAAUUUUUUUAAUAUUGACUGAAGAUAAAAACAAAAGCAUUGGACACCAUAAAUUAAUAUUUUGUAAAUGAUUGACACUGUAAUAUGAAACUUACUGUUGUAUUAUGGGAAACACUGUGUUCAGAACUGAAAUUAAUAUGUAGUAUCGUGAAGAGAAUCGAUGUAUCAUGUAAUGUCAUUAAUCAUAGUUUGCUGUUGAAUUGUUCUUUUUAUUUUCAACAUGCAAAAAUACUAAAUGUGCCUUACAAUAACACAAGCUAGAAGUAUUGAAGAAUGUUUGUGAUAUAAGACUUUUUUUCUAGUCACCCAGUGCUUUUUCCCACCUUAUUGACACUUGUAUUACAUUUGCAGUGAUUUAUGUCCUUUCCAUCAAAUUAUUCACAUAUUUUGUCUGCUUGCCUGCUGUCCUUUAUUUUCUUACAAGAGAGCAUAAGGAAUUUUUUGAAUUGAAUAUUGUCUACACAAUUUGUAACACUGAAUGCACUGAAGCAGUCAUUUUCAACCAUUUUAGCUCCAACACCCUCUAAAGUAAACAAAAAUAUUUUUUUUCAACCUCAUCCCCCACCCUAUAGUUAAAACUGUUAAGCUGAGUUGAUAGCAAUUGAUAUGCAUAUAUGAAUUGUUAAAUGAGCAUUCUUGAAGUUCAAACUUCACACACAAGUGCUCCUGGUUAUUUGAUCUGUUUGUAUAAUGUUCACUGUAAGGGCAGAGAGUAAGGGUUUCUGUCUACAAUUGCCCUAGAACCUCAAAAU